AUGUCAUCUCAAGAGACCAAGAUUGUCGCGUCAUUUUUGAAAGAUUCUCCACCCGGGGAAUUUAACAAUGUUCUGAAGGAUUGCAAGCAGUUAGUUGAGAACGAUGACAUUUUCCAACAAUGUCUUCCUACAUGUCUUCACGAUUAUAACACUGAGCAGCUGACUGUCGUCCAAGACGGGUCGAACAAUGUUAUCAUCUCCAAACAAACAGAGAAAAAUCCAAAUGAGUUCAUUGAUCCCAUUCACGGCAAGCUGAUGUCUUUCGAUCACAUCAAAAAGGCUAUCACCAGUUCCAGUGGUCUUUCCGAGGCACUUCCCGGCUCCGACUCGUUACGCAAUUCGAUACAGAACAAACUCGACGCUUAUUGUCGUGAGUUCUAUCCAAAGGGAGCCGGUGUUGUGAUGCCAAAAGAUGCUAAUUCGUAUUACGUCAUCAUCUCCUCCGCUGAUUUUAAAGCCGCUCAGUUCUCUAAUGGAAAGUGGAGAAGUGAAUGGACCGUCACUCUUAAUGGCUCUAAAGCCUCUAUUGAAGGCCGUAUUAGAGUCCAAGAACAUUACUUCGAAGACGCAAAUAUCCAGAUGCACACCGACGUCAAGAAAAAGGCUACUGCUAACGCCAGCGGAGACGACCAGACAGCUCAAAGCGUCAUCUCAGAAAUUAAAAAGAUCGAAGAACAAUUCCAAACUGAGUUGGUCAAAAUAUUCGACACUCUUUCAGAAAACUGCUUGAAGGCACUCAGAAGACAACUCCCUAUGUCUAAACAGAAAAUCAACUGGCAGAACUGGAAGGCUCAUAAGAUGAUGUCAAAAUAA
Entamoeba invadens IP1 is the source of this 813-nucleotide messenger RNA. RefSeq names its product F-actin-capping protein subunit alpha-2, putative. Gene Ontology annotation, molecular function: actin filament binding. NCBI's taxonomy places the organism in Eukaryota, Evosea, Mastigamoebida, Endamoebidae. The record is from RefSeq and is a predicted model, not a curated record. The transcript has a single exon. Gene Ontology annotation, biological process: actin cytoskeleton organization; barbed-end actin filament capping. The coding region runs from base 1 to 813 and encodes 270 amino acids. Gene Ontology annotation, cellular component: F-actin capping protein complex; actin cortical patch.